This is a messenger RNA of Ornithodoros turicata, 2830 nucleotides long. RefSeq names its product POU domain, class 4, transcription factor 3-like (gene acj6). NCBI's taxonomy places the organism in Eukaryota, Metazoa, Arthropoda, Arachnida, Ixodida, Argasidae. Bases 62 to 1267 code for a protein of 401 amino acids. The record is from RefSeq and is a predicted model, not a curated record. Gene Ontology annotation, biological process: regulation of transcription by RNA polymerase II. Gene Ontology annotation, molecular function: RNA polymerase II cis-regulatory region sequence-specific DNA binding; DNA-binding transcription factor activity, RNA polymerase II-specific. The transcript is spliced from 4 exons.
GGAAGCGGCGGCUUGGGCGCGUCCGGACGGUCGGAAAAGCGAGCUCUCUGAUUGGCUGCAGAUGACCGCCCAACCGGAAAUGACGUGGCAGGCUUCCCUGGCACCCGCCCUUAAGAAAACUUCCGCCGAUGUAGUUAGAGCCUACCGACUGUCACUCGCCCAAGGACAAGCUCAAAAAGCCAACGGAGAGUUCAUGGUAAAAACUGAAGCCGAAGCAUGGACGUCCAGGAAGCUGCAACUUAUGGACGAUGCGAUGCCAGAGGCAGAGGCUCACAACAGAAGGUGGCGGUGCCUGGCAGCAGCACCCAGGUUCCACUACGCAGAUAUGUCCGGCGGUGGAGAGGAACCUGACAACCGGUACCGAAUGCAGAACCUGGGCAACUUUUUCCCGGGCCUGGACGAGGCCGGCCUGAUGGGACGUGCCGAAGCCCUCGUUGAUAUCAGCAAACACUCACCCAGCACCGGCACAGGCCUGCCCAUCAAGCACGACGUCAUGUACCAUGCCAUGGGACCUCCAGGACCCGGAGGACCUGCAGGAGGUCCGACACCACGCUCAGGUCCUCCACACCACCACCAAAUGAGUCACCAUCCAUCAGCCAUGGAAGGCAUGGACCUCCUCGACCCAUUAUGCGCCUCCUCUCUACCGGGAGGUCCCUUAUCUAUGAACGGCCCCGGCGGCGUCCCCAGCGAUCCUGGAGGUGUCCCGUCGCACCAACUCCCCCUUUAUAGCAUGGGAGGGUUCGGUGGGGGUGUGGGUUCCGUCGGUGUUCACGACUCCGACUCCGACCCUAGAGAACUGGAGGCGUUCGCUGAGCGUUUCAAGCAAAGAAGGAUCAAACUCGGCGUGACCCAAGCGGACGUCGGAAGGGCUUUGGCUAACCUCAAGCUCCCUGGAGUGGGAUCGCUGUCACAGAGUACGAUCUGCAGGUUCGAGUCGCUCACGCUGUCGCAUAACAACAUGGUGGCGUUGAAGCCCAUCCUGGGAGCAUGGCUGGAAGCAGCUGAGGCGCAAGCCAAGAACAAAAGGGCUGAUCCUGAUUUACCUGGAGUCUUGCCGGCGGGGGAGAAGAAAAGAAAGAGAACCUCUAUCGCUGCUCCCGAGAAGAGAUCUCUGGAGGCGUACUUCGCCGUUCAGCCGAGGCCGUCGGGUGAGAAGAUAGCAGCCAUCGCUGAAAAGCUGGACUUGAAGAAGAACGUGGUCCGUGUGUGGUUCUGCAAUCAGAGGCAGAAGCAGAAACGGAUGAAGUAUUCAGCGGUGCAGCACUAGCCUUCGUGUGACUCGUCCUCGUUCCCUCUGGAUGCGACUACGUCGUCAAACGUGGAGCAAGUGCGGUGGUGACCUGCUUUCUGCUCAGUUGCCGACCCAUUGCUGAAGAACUGCUGAAGAGAGUAGCGCUCGUCAAACCACGCGAAACCAAGUGCGGAAAAAGUGCGACGAAAAGUUGCUGACAAACUGCUGAAGAACUGCUGACAACAACCGUGAUGCAAGUACGUGCGGCGAUGACGUACAGCGGAGGUCAAGCGCGUCGCUAAGCGUUGUAGUAAGUUCUCUCCUGCACAGCUGCUGAAAACAUGCUGAGGCGUAGUGAAAUGAUGCGGUGACCUGUCUCCUACUCAGCUGCCGAAAAGUCGGUGAAGCGCAGCAGCUGUACGCCGACUCGGCCUGUGACUGAUGGAACGAGAUGCCGCAUUGAGAGCACACUUCGCUUCUGGUGAUACUACUCCAAGUGUUGGUUAAAUAUUGUCACCUCCUUAAGUUCAAAAACUUGACUGUGGCGACGACGUGGGUGAUUGCGAUAUGGUUGUUGACUGUAAGGGAAGCAAAAUACGACUUCUCGACUUGAAUGUGCAAUAUGGUGCUACGGUCACAGGAAGAGACACUAACCUGUCGAUGCGCUGGACGCGAUGGACGCGAUGAAAUCCUGUCUUUUCGUGACUUCAGAUUUGAAGGCAAACAGAGCAAAACCUGGUUCGAGAAAUGACGGCCAUGCGACGUGGAGUCAGCAAUUUAUCAUUCAUCCUUGUGGGGUGUGCAAAAAUGGUGGACAAGGACUCUCUCAUAUCUAAUUACACUAAAACAAGUUACUCGAAGUAUUCGAAGAAUGCAGGAACGCGUUAGGCAGGUGGUGUUCCUCAGAAGAUUUACGCUGUAGCGCUCCAGAUGUCAGGGAAUCAUAGCCUACAGACAGGCAUGACCGAAGACGUGUGAUCCAGAAGCAGUUCCGUUCGGCUCACAUCGCAACCCCCCGAACGCUUCCGUCUUUUAAGUGUCCAUCCAAGCGGGGAAACAUAUUUCUCUCGCUCCAGUGUUCCGACGAGACAUUCCCUCGAAGACUCUUUGAAGAAGUCGCAAGACUUCACGAGCUGGUGCGUGGUUCCAAAAGAAGAAACAUUUACGAGGCCAUUGUGCGCGCGUGUGUGUGUCUAUACGUGCGCGAAUUCCCCGUGUACGUAUAUCCUCCUCCCACUGUUUGUGGUCAAUGAGCAACCAUGAAUUUCGGCAACAUAUCAUUGCGGCGAAGCUGCCUUGUCGGCCCUCGUCGAAGCACCCGUUGAGAUUCGAAAGCAUUGGUUCCUUGUCUUCUCUGUUACUGACGGCGCUCGAUUUUUUUUUUUUUCAGAGCUAAGUUAUUUUCUAUACCGUACGUUAAUAUCUCACGGCAAAUAUUUAUAUUGAGAAGGCUGGGUAUUCUUUGUUCAUCCGUGUGAUACCUAAAUUAUUGUCACGAACUUUGCUCGAAAUUCUUCGAGUCUUAAGUCUAGUAGGAAAGGGUGUGAUUAAGAGGCCCGUUGGCUGCGAGUCAUGUACAUAAGUUGCGAAGACGUUCAA